UAAAAUAAUGCCGGAGGAUGCCCAGGAAUUGAGAAAAGCUAGGCGGUUCCUCAAAGAGCGCCUUCAGCGGGACUAUACCACUCUGCGAGGCUACAAAGAGGAGCGCUCCAAUGUGCGCCAAUUGCUGCAGCGUACCGCGGAAAUGGGCGAAUCUAACUCCUUGCUGUUGAUUGGGCCGCGAGGCGCUGGAAAAACGACGCUCAUAAAUGCAGUGCUGACAGAUCUACUAGUCAACAGAUCGUUCGUGGAGAACACGCUGAUAGUGCAUCUCGACGGGAAUCUGCAUACAGACGACCGCAUUGCACUGAAGUCAAUUACGGUGCAGAUGCGGCUGGAGAAUGCAGCCGACGGCAAGGUCUUUGGCUCGUUCGCCGAGAAUUUGGCUUUCCUUUUGCAGUGCCUCAAGGCGGGAGACAAGAAAUCCAAGAGCGUUGUCUUUAUUCUGGAGGAAUUCGAUCUGUUCUGUACACAUCACAACCAAACGCUGCUGUACAACCUCUUUGAUGUCUCGCAGUCGGCCCAGGCACCGAUCUGUGUGCUGGGAGUGACCUGCCGCCUGGAUGUGAUCGAGCUGCUGGAGAAGCGCGUCAAGUCGCGGUUCUCCCACAGACAAGUGUUUCUGUUCCCCAGUGCCGACCAGUUUGAGGCGUACACAAAGCUCUGCCAAGAGCUCCUUUUGAUACCCAGUAACAGUGAGCUAAAGGCGAGUGCCGACCGCAUCGACAGCCUGUAUCUGCUCAAAUCGGAAGCUCUCAACUUUAAUCGGAACCACUUCGAUGGCGUGGAGUAUGAGUUCGACAACAAAUUCGUUGAAAAUUGGAACAAGCACCAUGCCAAAAUGCUCAAAUCCUCACAGGCCCAAAAAACAUUUCAGAUGCUCUACGAUUUCGACAUCAGCGAAGCAUUCCUGAAGAACUUCAUAUUUCGUCUGGUAGCGCAACUAAAGCCAGAUGCUCCCCACAUCACUGUCGACCAGCUCACGGCCCUGUCUGCCCAAUACGAGGGGGAUGACAAGAUUGACCUGCUCUGCGGCCUCUCUGUGCUGGAGCUGUGCCUCAUUAUAGCCAUCAAGCAUCAUUCGGAGAUCUACGAUCGGGAUCCUUUCAACUUUGAGAUUGUAUUCGCGCGCUUCUCCAAGUUUGCCAAGAUCUCAACCACAAUGCAGAGCGUGGAGCGUUCGAUUGUCCUGAAGGCGUUCGAACAUUUGCGAAUCGGGGAGCUGAUCAUGCCGCUCUCAAACAGCGGCGUGGGUAAGGUGCAGAAGGAGUUUGAAAUGCACAAAAUGGCCUUGACUUACGGCCAGAUUCAGCAGGCGGUUCAGCGGUACCAGGCCUUGCCCACGGAGGUGGCUCAAUGGGCGCAAAGCUCGCUCAUCUAGUAAGGAUCUUUCUUGAUCCCACCAA
This is a messenger RNA of Drosophila persimilis, 1403 nucleotides long. RefSeq names its product origin recognition complex subunit 4 (gene Orc4). Gene Ontology annotation, molecular function: DNA replication origin binding; ATP hydrolysis activity. Bases 8 to 1378 code for a protein of 456 amino acids. Gene Ontology annotation, cellular component: nuclear origin of replication recognition complex; nucleus. Gene Ontology annotation, biological process: DNA replication initiation; DNA replication. The transcript has 2 exons. Lineage: Eukaryota; Metazoa; Arthropoda; Insecta; Diptera; Drosophilidae. The record is from RefSeq and is a predicted model, not a curated record.